GAUCUUACUCGUUUAUGGUUAUUUACAUGUGUAUGUACGUUGAAAGAUGGAACAUUUCAAAGAAAAUGAUCAUAAAUGAAAAGUCAGAUAUGAAAUGAAUGAUAACAAGUUAUCUGAUUAAAUUUGUGAUAUAAUAGAAUAUAUUUUUGUUAUUUAAAAUUUUUGACGUCGAUUGUACUGGACAAAUUAUCCAAUUCUUGUCAAGAUGUCAGGAAUAAAGAAUGACGCUAAUAAGAACGAUAACUUGAAAAGACAAGGUUCGUUUAGAAAAUUAUUACCUUUGAACACAAACGGAGAUUCUCAAUUAAGUAUGUCUGUGAAAAUGAUUGACAGGCCAAUUGCAUCGCAAACUAGUAAAGAAUAUACAGUAUAUUUACAGGAAUACAACAUUUUAUCAGAAUAUAGCAUGUUAUGUUCACAAGAUUUAAAGGGUAUUUAUGUCAUACCAUCUGCUCAAAAUUCUCUGAUAUGGUUCGGGGUUCAGUUUGUGCGACAAGGAAUCUAUCAAGGAGGAAUCUUCAGAUUUAAUAUUACACUGCCACAAAAUUUUCCAGAUGGAGGAUGCCCUAAAGUUACAUUUCAAACUCCAAUUUUUCAUCCUUUAAUCGAGCCUGAGUCUGGAGAAUUAAAUACAUCAUGGGAAUUUCCUGAAUGGAGAAAAAGUAACAGAAUUUGGCAGUUGAUACAAUUUAUAACAAAAAUCCUCACUAAAGUAGAUAUUAAGAUGAAUUCUGUAAAUCAUGAAGCAUCGAAUUUAUUAGAGAACAAUUUUGAAAUAUUCCGAGAUCGUGUAAAAAAAUGUGUGAGAGAAAGUUUAAACAAAGUUUAUAAUGCACCUACAGUGGAUGAUCCCCACUAUAUUACUUUUAGUCCGUAUGUUGAGGAGAUUCACAAUUCUAUCAAGAAAGAAAUUUUACAACCUAAGGAAGAAGAAGAAAGUAAAGCACUUGGAUUAUCAUGGGUACAACCAGGAUCAUUACAACCAUUUUCUAAACCUGAUGCAAGAUAAUAAGUACAUAGUUAUAUAAUAUA
Frieseomelitta varia is the source of this 1032-nucleotide messenger RNA. Its product is annotated as protein crossbronx homolog. The record is from RefSeq and is a predicted model, not a curated record. Bases 206 to 1009 code for a protein of 267 amino acids. NCBI's taxonomy places the organism in Eukaryota, Metazoa, Arthropoda, Insecta, Hymenoptera, Apidae. The transcript is spliced from 7 exons.